Messenger RNA from Hyalella azteca, 4357 nucleotides. RefSeq names its product ligand of Numb protein X 2. The record is from RefSeq and is a predicted model, not a curated record. The coding region runs from base 697 to 2613 and encodes 638 amino acids. The transcript is spliced from 7 exons. Gene Ontology annotation, molecular function: protein binding. NCBI's taxonomy places the organism in Eukaryota, Metazoa, Arthropoda, Malacostraca, Amphipoda, Hyalellidae.
GAGGUUAUAUAGCACGCUCCCGAUCGCGAGACGUCCCUCUAGCUCUCGCUCAGCCAACGUGUUUUUCUGUUAAUGUUCAAUUAAAGUUUCUCCUAAUUUUCAGUUAUAAAACUGAAAAAUAUAGACUAUAUGUUGGGUGCUUUUUAAAGUUACAUAUAUACCCACUCUAAAAUACAUUUGGUCUUGUUCAUUAAAUACUGUCAGAUACCAGUGACUUAGUAACAGAGUUUGUGUUUAGGUUCGAUGUCACUUUAAAAACAUUUUCCGUUUGUAUCGUUAAAAUCAGUUUUCCUAAAGUUGAAUUUUUUUAUAAACAUCUUAUGUUUCGCUGUUAUAAUAAAGUCAGGGAACUGAAGCAGACUUAAUGCGAUGCUAAGCUGGCUAUGCGAAAGGCCACAGCCGGAAGACCGAGUGUUUUAAUGUCAAAAUAAAUGUUAUUAAAUAGAAACUCUGCUGAUACUAAUAGUGUUGAGCGAGGGAUGGAGGGUAAAAUGCCACCUCAAUUGCUGCCGAUUUAGUUCUUGAUUGGAUUAACGAGCGUUUUAGUGAGCAUGGAACGAGCUAAACAUCAUAGAAAGUUUCGUUAGUUGGCGAAAUUUUUAACUUUGAAGUUGUUUUUCGAUUUCGAAGAUUUUAAAGAACGUUUAACAAAAUUCUUGGCUGAGCAAACAGUACUGUAGAAGGGCUGUAGAUUGGAUGAUUGGAGACGGCCCCAGAGGAGGCUGGGGGGAGAGCCGGCCCCCCAAGACCCUCCCCCGGCGCACCACACCUCACAAACCUCACAAGAAUAAAGGGAAGAUAAGCAUCAAUGUCAUCUCCGACGGCAUCACUCGACUUCCCAUCCUCGAGGGCGAGAUCUCGCAUGUGGAGAUACCCAGACCUAAAGGGGCACCCCUGGGCAUCACUAUCGUGGGGGGCGCUGACACCCCUCUGCGGUGCGUGGUGGUGCAAGAAGUCUUCCCUGACGGGCUGAUCGCACAAGACGGUCGCCUGCAGUCAGGCGAUCAGAUCAUCGAAGUUGACGGCGUGGAUAUGACGUCGGCUACGCACGCGCUCGUCUGUCAGGAGCUCAAGAAGUUCACGCAGCCCACGCUCAGGCUCGGCGUAUACAGGGAGAGGAUACAGGCGUACCGGUCUCCUCCCUCGGCGCAUCAGCCUCUGCAUUCUCUGGAGAACGAUGACUACACCAGCGUGACGCUGUGGCGGGAAGAAGGCCGUUCCCUUGGCAUACAACUGGGCGGCCACAGAACCAAGCCUGGCAUAUUCGUGUACAAAAUAAUGCCAGGGUCUGUUGCUGCUUUGGACGGAAGGCUGCACAUCCACGAUAGAAUUAUAGCCAUCAAUGGCCAUGAUGUCCGCUUCACUAGGAUAGACAUGGCGUCGAGGUUGAUAGAGCGAUGCAGAUCUUCAGUCACUCUAAGCGUCACCAGCAGUAAUCACAAUCAUAUUAAUGAUAAGCUUAGUGACAACAACAACGAUAAAACCUUAAGUAAUGACAAAACAACGCCUGCGGGUGACAGAGCAAGUUUAUGUUCGAAUACCAGCGAGUCUUUCAGUGAUCAGUCGUCCAGCGCUUCGUCUCCUAGGAUCUUCAUGCCUUCUUCCUCCGUCUCUUCCGUAUCAUCUUCUGCAAUGCCACCAGCAUCGCCGCUAUCUGACCAGUUCUCAUCCAGUUCUCCGGUCGGUGAUUCCAAUUCUUUUAAUUCUAGUCGUGCCCCAGCGCACCCUUCGCCCCCGUUAACGGCGUACCCCCAGAGCGACGUGUCAUCCUCAGCCACAACAGACACCGAUGAUUCUGACAGCCACCACCAUUUUGUUUCUGCUCCUCAGUCUAUGGAAGAUGCUGUAACGUGUCCAAGUCAUCCUGAGGAUCCAAAUAACACUUGGCAGGCUGCUCUAGAGAAUAGCGAUAGAGGGAUCUGCGAUAAUGGGCUCGACCACAGAUGGCCGCCGCUGCCGCAAAAACCCACGCUCACGCAAAAAACGGCCGUCAUUAAAAAGGCGUGCAACGAAAGUCUCGGCAUGCGGAUUGGUGGCGGAGUUUCAAGCAAUGAAGGAGACACACCUAUUUAUAUUGCGAAUAUUAAUAACAAUGGAUCUGCCGGACGCUCUAAUAAAGUGAAGAAAGGCGACGUAUUGCUGGCGGUGAACGGUCUGAGUCUACUGGGCUUAACACACAGUCAAGCGGUAGCUCAGCUCAAAGCCACGGCCUCCUUGAACUCCGUGACUUUACUCCUACUUGAAGGCCCUGAAACUUGCAGCGCCGGUAACACAGCGAAUUUCGUGCCGUCGUGGCUGUACUGGCAGAAGCUGCCUCGUCCCUUGCAGAUCUCGCGCAGUGUCGUCCUCCAAAGAUCGCCGGGAUCGUCACUGGGUUUCAGCAUCGUAGGAGGAUCAGAUCCAAACAGAGGAUCAGAACCGAUCCACGUGUUACUGGUGGUAGCAUCGUCGCCAGCGGCCGUGGACGGCAAGCUGCGCUGCGGUGACCGUAUUUUGGCCGUUGACAAUUACUCGCUGGAGAACGUCUCGCACGCGACGGCCGUAGGGCUGCUGAAGCAGGCGGGCCAGAGGGUGCACCUCGAGGUCGUCUCGUGGCUCGGCACUGAACUCUGACGAUGAAACCCUCACUCUGAUGGACGCUCCGUGGCCUAGACGCGGGCAGUUAACUGGUAUUAUGAUAACGGCUUUACUUGAAGCACUCAGCAGCAAUGCAUGCACCGUGUCAACACAGGAAUGAAUUAUGAUUAGUACCUGUGAGUGCCAAAAAAUUGUGGGAUUUCGCGCCAUUCAGACGAAGUAAAAAUUUAUUUUGAAGUUCAAAAAUCGUCGUAGAAUUUUUGCUAACAUGAAUUCUGUUCCUAAUCCAACCAUAUUGCAAUAAACGCCUACAUCAAAGCAAGGAAAACUGACUUAAUUUCUCCUUGCUUAAAAGGCCAGUAGCAGUAAGCUUGCCGAUAGAAACUCACCCGUGUCAUAAACCUUUCAUCUUAAGUCGCAUGUGUAUAAUAAUAGGAUUUCAAAUUUGUUGGUGCGCAGCAUUCCUUCCAUCGCCUUCCAUGACGGUUUAUUUGGUUAAAUAUACAUAUAAUAAAUUUUCUGUAAUGUGCGAAAUGAAUUAUUUAUUAUGUACGAUCAAAGCGAGCAUUCCUUCUCACAAUCUACGGGUUGUUACAGCAACGUACUUUCUGUACCAAUUAAUCAUUUGUAUUAAAAGUGUGCGCCAAUCACUGUUAAAUCACUGAUUCAAGAAUUGAUUGAAAUUUCAACUUUCAAAACACGUUAAGCGGGCAAUACUCCCACCAGGUGCGAAGUUCUUCUCGAUCGGCCGACCAGAAAUCGGACAAAGUAAUUUAUGGUUUGCCAAAUUCAGCAAAUCUGCAGCUGGAACUUAAUCCGUCAAGUGUCUUGAUUGGAGAGGAAAGAACUUGAGUUCUUCACUAAUUAAAUCGCUUUUCUGAGCAACGCCCUUUUCGCUAUUUGCACCGUACAACCAUGUCUCCCGGAUUGAGUUCUAAUUAUACGGCAGGCAUUUAGAACCUUUGCAAUCAUGGUCCUGAGAAUAGCGGGAUCUACGUAAAUUCCAUUGUAGAAUUACACUCCGUAGGAAGUAUUGAAAGUUUGAUACGGCAGGUUAGUUAAUAAUUUUUUCUGCACGAUUUUAUUUAAAUAGUUUUCAACAAUAUUUCGAUUUUUUUCUUCAAAUGUGUUUCGGCAAAUAUUUUAACUGCUAUAUAAUGCCAGUUAAUGCACAGAUUUAAACAAUUAACGAGGAAGAAAAUGUGCUCAUAAAUCAUGUAUAUUUAUUGUUAUUUUAUUAUCAUUAAUUCUUCUUAUUCUUUUAUUAUUACAUUUUUACAUGGUGGCCUUACGACAGCUUCCGUAAUUUGUCGUAGGAUGUAAAUCUCGUAUCAUCUUAUUCAGAAUCUCUACCAAAAUGUAAAAGUAAAAACAUCGUUCUUAUAUCCUAUGUAAUAUAAGCCUUGUAUAGUUCCUUAUAUCAAGGAUCGGUCUUUGAAAAUUACAUCUCAGCUCAUUUGAGCGCAAUUUCGCCCAAUUAUUUUAAUCGAAAAAAAUCUCUUGAAAUAUAUUGCGCGACUGCCGUUUCAAAUAUCAGAGAAACUUCGGACAAAAUACUUUAUUACCAUAUUUAUUGCUUCAGUUGUCCUUGAAGACACGCAGAACGAAAAUAGAGCUCGUCUUUGCAUAUUUUUUCUUCGUUAAAGUUGUCUUAUAAUUUUAAGCUGUGAGAGUGUUCGCGAGUACUGUAGAUAAUUGUGGCGAGAUCUAGAACAUAUUAUUAUAUAUGACUUCCAUGCAUCACGCAGAAACAAGUUGUAAAAUUAGAUAUUAGUACAUA